AUGACGUCCUUAACACACCUUGGCCUGGUUGUCCUCGCCUUUUCUCCCGGCAUCCAUGCUUUACCUGCCACCCAGGCGAAGCCAGCUCAAACAGCGCCUCGGACCGACACCCGGGCGCUCGACGAAGCCGGCGUCAUGCACCUUGUCGACUGCCACCCGCUAGAGACAGCCACAAACUCGACACAGACCUGGAUGUCGCUCGUACUUUACUGCGCCAACAGCGCCGACUGCAACAGCGUCGCCCACUUUCCCGAAGCACGCGACAUCUGUGUCAUGAAGACGAGCAACUCGUCGCUUGACUAUCACAAGUGGGAGAACAGCGACUGGCAGCACUGUUAUUUUGCCGAGAGGGGCGUGUUCAGCUGGGCGCUCAGCAGGUUUGCGCGGCUGUUUCCGCCUGCGACCGAGGUCGGGAGGUAUCUCCUUGAGAAGGUGGACAAUACGCCUCUCUGGAAGUGCGAUGCCCGGAUGCUGCUUCAGAAAGUGAUCACGAACCCUAUCCCGUCUCGGGUUUCCGUACUCGCACUCUCCGCAUCGAAUGGGAGGCAGUUUCUCGUGGACGAGCGUUUGGUGCUUCCUGAGACCGCCCAAGUCGCUGUAGAUUGCCAAGGCUUGGGCGGCCACGAGUCGGCCACCUCAUGCUAUUUUACCUUCAGUUUGCCAGGAUAUUCCAUCCUCAAGUGUCUCAAUGCCUACAUCUCGGAGGGCGAUUCAAUGGGAUCGGAGAGCAGCGACUCGGAGAGGCUGGAUGACCGCAGGCUGUCCUGGGACAUGUCGCUCAUGUUCGGUGGAGUGGGCUCAAGCUUGUAA
Messenger RNA from Chaetomium globosum CBS 148.51, 810 nucleotides. RefSeq lists its product as uncharacterized. The record is from RefSeq and is a predicted model, not a curated record. The coding region runs from base 1 to 810 and encodes 269 amino acids. Lineage: Eukaryota; Fungi; Ascomycota; Sordariomycetes; Sordariales; Chaetomiaceae. The transcript is spliced from 7 exons.